Molecule: messenger RNA, 2142 nt
Organism: Beta vulgaris subsp. vulgaris (sugar beet)
Lineage: Eukaryota; Viridiplantae; Streptophyta; Magnoliopsida; Caryophyllales; Amaranthaceae
Product: cytochrome P450 704B1
Exons: 6
Coding region: 331-1950 (539 amino acids)
Molecular function (GO): oxidoreductase activity, acting on paired donors, with incorporation or reduction of molecular oxygen; heme binding; iron ion binding
Source: RefSeq, a predicted model, not a curated record
UCAUUAUUUAUUAACAUUUUGUGGCAUCAAUGCUAAACUACAUACAAUUACAAUAAACAAGAAGAAGAAAUUAGGUAGAUAACACAAAACACACGAAUUAUUCCUUGGUACUAUCUUUUUGCAUGCAUGUAAAGAUUGUUGCACACAAUAAUGUUGUAGCUAACUCAUUACUUUUGCACACGCAAAGAAAAUUACCUCUUUUUUACCAACUUAUUCACAUCAAUAUCCCCCCUUCUUACUUGCAACAAUUUUCACCAAUUCCAAAACCCUCUUUUGUUUAAUCAACAAAACACCUCCAUAAUCUCAUAAUUGUGUAGCUUCAUUAUCCAGAUGAUGAUCAAAACAGAUAAUUCUAAGCCCAUAAUUUCUUCUUUUUCAUCAUCUUAUAGCACUGGAUCCAUACUUUUGGUAGCUUGUUGCAUGGGAUUUUCAUGGCUUUUCAUUCAUAGAUUGAGCCAAAGGAACAAGUUGGGGCCUAAGACAUGGCCUUUGAUUGGGGCAGCUCUUGAACAAUUUAUGAAUUAUGAUAACAUGCAUGAUUGGCUUGUCGAAUAUCUCUCCAAAUGUAGAACUGUUGUGGUCCCUAUGCCCUUCACUACAUACACCUAUAUUGCUGAUCCUUCUAACGUGGAGCAUGUUCUUAAGACCAAUUUUGUUAAUUAUCCAAAGGGUGAAGUCUACCAGUCGUACAUGGAAGUUCUGCUAGGAGAUGGGAUUUUUAAUGCAGAUGGUGAAAGUUGGAGAAAACAAAGAAAAACUGCAAGCUUUGAGUUUGCAUCAAAGAACUUAAGAGACUUCAGCACUGUUGUUUUUAGAGAGUAUAGCUUGAAGCUUUUUACUAUUUUGAGUGAGGCGUCUUUUGAGAAUCGGUCGGUCGACAUGCAGGAAUUGUUGAUGAGGAUGACAUUGGAUUCCAUAUGCAAGGUGGGUUUUGGUGUAGAGAUUGGAACUUUGGCACCUGACCUACCUGAGAACUCUUUCGCUCGUGCUUUUGACACAGCUAACAUCAUUGUCACACUAAGAUUUAUUGAUCCUCUUUGGAAGAUCAAAAAAUUUCUAAACGUGGGAUCGGAGGCUUUACUUAGCGAAAGUAUUAAAAUAAUUGAUGAUUUUACUUAUUCUGUUAUCCGAAGACGCAAAUCUGAAAUUGAAGAAGCUAAAAGAGAUUCCAACGCCAUCAAGAUGAAACAUGACAUAUUGUCAAGGUUUAUAGAGCUUGGAGAAGAUCCAGAGAGCAACACAACAGAGAAGAGCCUAAGAGAUAUAGUGCUAAAUUUUGUGAUCGCCGGUCGCGACACCACAGCAACAACACUGUCAUGGGCAAUAUACAUGAUAAUGAGCCAUCAAAGUGUUGCUGAAAAGCUUUAUCAAGAAUUAAAAGCCCUUGAAGAAGAGAGAGCAAUUGAAGAGAAUGUGGAGUUGAUUGAAUGUGAUAUAGAUGACACUGUAUCUUUUAACAAAAGGGUGUCACAAUUUGCUCAACUUUUGACGUAUGACUCCUUGGCUAAGUUGUAUUAUUUGCAUGCUGUUGUUACCGAAACUCUUAGACUCUAUCCUGCAGUUCCUCAGGACCCAAAAGGUAUAUUGGAGGAUGAUGUACUACCAGAUGGAACAAAAGUAAAAGCAGGUGGUAUGGUGACUUAUGUUCCAUAUUCCAUGGGUAGAAUGGAGUACAAUUGGGGACCUGAUGCUGCUGAUUUCAAGCCUGAGAGAUGGCUUAAAGAUGGGUUCUUUCAGAAUGCCUCCCCUUUUAAAUUCACUGCUUUUCAGGCUGGACCAAGGAUAUGCCUCGGAAAGGAUUCAGCUUAUCUACAGAUGAAGAUGGCAUUAGCUAUUCUGUGUAGAUUUUAUACAUUCAAGUUGGUCGCAGGGCACCCUAUCAAGUAUAGGAUGAUGACAAUUCUGUCAAUGGCUCAUGGAUUAAAGCUUACAGUCUCUAGGUGCUCUUAAUUAGUUAAACACUAUAUAUUUCACUAAUUAAUUUGCCUAAUCUUGCUUGUAAUAUCACUUGUAACCAACAAAAAUGAUGCUCCAAACAACUGGUAUAGGUUAUUGUUUUGGUACUAAUAGUGAGAGUUGAUUAUUCAUAUUGUAUUAUCAUAGAUUGUUACUGAAAAAUAUUGAGCAUCACAAUUUUAGAAA